CACAACUCCGCGCCACGUCCAGAUCCGAGCGGAGGAACACAAUCACCAACAUGUGGAAACCCUCAGUAUUACUCGCUGCUGCGCUGGCGCUCCCGACACAAGCGCUCCACUUCUACCUGGACGGCGCGGUCCAGAAGUGCUUCUACGAGGAAUUGCCCAAGGACACUUUGGUUGUUGGCCACUACCACGCCGAAUCAUGGAGCGACCAGACCAAAUCCUUCCAGGACAGCAGUGAUGUCGGCGUCUUCGUCACCGUAGAAGAGACAUUCGACAACAACCACCGCAUCGUCGCCCAGCGAGGCAAGCAGUCCGGCCGCUUUACCUUCAGCGCCGCCGACUCAGGCCAGCACCGCAUCUGCGUCACCCCACAGAACGUCCCCUCGGGCGGCGGCUGGCUGGGCACAGGCGUGCACGGCACCGUCAAGUUCACGCUCGACAUGGCAAUUGGCGAGACCAGCAAGAUCGAGAGCACCGACAAGGACAAGGUGCAGACGCUCGUGCAGAAGGUGCAGGAUUUGAACUCGAGGCUGCAGGAUGUCAGGAGGGAACAGAUCUUCCAGCGCGAGCGCGAAGCAGAGUUCCGCGAUCAGUCCGAACACACCAAUUCGCGCGUCGUCAGGUGGACACUUAUCCAGCUCUUCGUUCUCGGUGUCACUUGCGUGUGGCAGCUUUCGCACUUGCGAGCCUUCUUCAUCAAGCAGAAGCUUACUUAGACUUUUGCGCGAUACAGAUUGGGUAGAAGAAGUGCGUGGAUCAAAAGGCUUGAGUGCAUUGGACUGUAGGAUAUGGCGUUAUAAGAUGGGCUGGCAGGCUUAGCGUUUGGUACUCGAAUCAAAGCGAUUUUGAAUGUGUCGA
This is a messenger RNA of Parastagonospora nodorum SN15, 855 nucleotides long. RefSeq lists its product as hypothetical. The record is from RefSeq and is a predicted model, not a curated record. Bases 51 to 713 code for a protein of 220 amino acids. Lineage: Eukaryota; Fungi; Ascomycota; Dothideomycetes; Pleosporales; Phaeosphaeriaceae. Gene Ontology annotation, biological process: intracellular protein transport; Golgi organization; endoplasmic reticulum to Golgi vesicle-mediated transport. Gene Ontology annotation, cellular component: endoplasmic reticulum-Golgi intermediate compartment; Golgi apparatus; COPII-coated ER to Golgi transport vesicle. The transcript is spliced from 3 exons.